Messenger RNA from Octopus sinensis (East Asian common octopus), 990 nucleotides. RefSeq lists its product as uncharacterized. Lineage: Eukaryota; Metazoa; Mollusca; Cephalopoda; Octopoda; Octopodidae. Gene Ontology annotation, cellular component: plasma membrane. The record is from RefSeq and is a predicted model, not a curated record. The transcript is spliced from 5 exons. Gene Ontology annotation, molecular function: voltage-gated proton channel activity. Gene Ontology annotation, biological process: proton transmembrane transport. The annotation marks the transcript as partial.
AGGAAACGAAUAACAAAACUACUACACACACAUGCUGCCCUCAUCAUGCUAUCAUUUCUUGUUGUCAUGGACGCCACAUGUGUGAUCGGACAACUUCUGGCAGAUAUAUUUAUCGUAAAAGAGAAACUAGACCGAACUGAAACAGAAAAACACGACCUGGCCGAAGUUCUACAAACGAUGUUCCCACAUUUCUUUAAUGCUACAGACGAUUUAACUUUGGACCAGGUUUUAGGACAUCUGAAAAAUACACUGGAAAUCAACGAUGUAAGGAAUAAUUCUCACUACUCGCAGAAGACUCCGAAAUCUAACGCUAGCGAUUCAACACAUUCUCCUACUUUAAUUAUGGGUAUACCUCAUCAUAACAUCAAUGCUACUGUUUUGAAAGAGAAACAAGAACUGCUCUUGGACAUGUGGAAACAGCUUUCGAAAUCUUUAAAAGACCAUGAGAAUAUUCUAAAACUUAUCAAAACUUCUCAAAUUAUGCUACGGAGAUUUUCUACUUCAAGUAAUCAAUCGAUCAUCAAAGACAAAUCGAAAAAAUAUUCAUCGAAUCAUUUCUCUGGACAAAGCGGAGGGUCGGAAGAAGUAGAUACCCUCGAAGAAGAACACAAUGUACUCUUUGAGGUGACUCAUAUAUUUCAUCUGACCAGUAUAACUAUAUUAUCUAUCCUGCUAUUUGAGACAUUAUUGAAAGUGUUCGCAAUGGGAAGGAAAUUACUGAACCACAAAAUCGAGGUGUUUGAUGCAGCAGUGAUUGUGAUAUCUUGGUCAUUGGAUGUUGCUUUUAAGGAUGGUAUCUGGGACCAUCCCGGUUCGAACGCGGCCACCAUUUUGAUUAUACUACUACCAUGGAGAGUGAUUCGAAUUGUAAAUAGUUUCGUGUUGGUGAUUCAAGAGAAAGAUCACGUGAGAUUAAAACUGAUCAAGCAGCGAUUCCGAAGUUCAGAAAGACGUACCAGGGAGUACAAGGAGAAGCUGAACAAAUACAGA